This is a messenger RNA of Hyaloscypha bicolor E, 498 nucleotides long. RefSeq lists its product as uncharacterized. NCBI's taxonomy places the organism in Eukaryota, Fungi, Ascomycota, Leotiomycetes, Helotiales, Hyaloscyphaceae. The record is from RefSeq and is a predicted model, not a curated record. The coding region runs from base 27 to 353 and encodes 108 amino acids. The transcript has a single exon.
GCCGCACAAUCAACACCGAACCAGAAAUGUUCCCAUGGGCGAGGAAGCAGACAGGGUUGCUUCUAGCACCGAUUUCCGCACAAAUUUUGCGAGUUAGUGGUCGCUGGCAUCUCACCAGGGCUUGGGCUACGGAGCAUGCCUUCAUCUGUAGAAGUCAGGAAGGCGGAUAUAAGAAUUUGUGGGGAAAAGCUGAGGCCUCGAGGACAUUGUACGUGGAGGCUGCGACUCUUCAACGCUGGACCUUCCUGGCUCACUUGCACCACACGACGCCCGGAGAGCACGAUGCGUUUUAUUCCGGACCAAAGUGCUGGUGGGACAGUAUCUCGUCAAUAGUAACGGUUGAGGCUGUUUAAGAGAGAUAAGGUUAUCUCGUACGGGAAAGACUAAAACGACCCCCCCCCCCGGUGUCGAUUAGGGGUGUCGAUUGGGGCUGGGGUAUUUAAUUGGCUACCUGAGCUCUUUAAAAAUCUGAAAUUAGAUUUUUCAAUAUAAGUCUAA